GCCUUUCAAAACACGUUGGGGCCAAGAUGGGCCAAACUGUGAGCGGUCCCAGCAUUCCUGAUGCCGAGAGCCGAGUGUUGCGCGAUCUGUUUUCGGCCCUGCGUGGCAAAUCCAAUCCGCUGCGCGCAGCGCGGUCGUCGUUGCCCAUGCAAGCCAACUACCCCCCGUUCAACGAUGGCAAGGAGAGCUGGACGGGGAUCAAGGUCGAGAUGGGGCACGUUGUGAGCAUUGAGCUGUCCAAUUGUCACUUGAUAGGCGAGCUGCCAGCAGCAAUCGGCCAGCUCACGUACCUCCGCGUCUUGAAUCUGUCGUCAAACGAUAUUCGCGGGCGAAUCCCCCCGAGUUUGGGCAAACUCCGUCGUUUGGCUGUUUUGGACUUGAGUUGCAACCACUUUGGAGGACCAAUACCAGCAGAAAUCGCCAACUGUACCCAUCUCCAGCACCUCUCGUUGCAGCAGAAUGCAUUGUCUGGUACGGGGGGGGCGGGCUCGAAGCAUCCGAGCGAGACAGUCGGACCUCACUCUGCCUCAGGCCCACUGCCCGCAGCCCUCGGUCAACUGUCCCAACUCAAGACGCUCUCCCUCGAGUACAACUCGCUCAGCGGUUCCCUUCCUUCGACGAUCACCCAGCUUUCUCAAUUGGAACGACUCAACGUCCGGUCCAACUGCUUCACUGGCACCAUUCCAAGCGACAUUGGCCGGCUGACGCAGCUAAAGUUUUUAUCGCUACGCAACAAUGCAUUUGAAGGGCACAUCCCACCGAGCCUCGGCGAUUGCGUCGACAUCACAUUUCUCAACCUUUCGUCCAACAAGUUGGCAGGAACGGUCCCCGAUACCUUCGUCCGACUCACAGCUCUCACUCAUCUGUACUUGUUUGGCAACGCAGCCGAUUUCAUCCAGACUCUGCCGCCGUCCAUGCGAUCGAUCCUCCACCGCCAAGAGGUGGAAUACCUAAAGCAAACGCAGUCUCGCCGAGCGGGCUUACCAGCGCCGCACGUUUCAGCCCCCGCUCCUUUGUCGAUGGCUUCGUAG
Messenger RNA from Aphanomyces invadans, 1031 nucleotides. RefSeq lists its product as hypothetical. The record is from RefSeq and is a predicted model, not a curated record. NCBI's taxonomy places the organism in Eukaryota, Oomycota, Saprolegniomycetes, Saprolegniales, Verrucalvaceae. The transcript has 6 exons. Bases 27 to 1031 code for a protein of 334 amino acids. Gene Ontology annotation, molecular function: protein binding.